Messenger RNA from Pteronotus mesoamericanus, 7991 nucleotides. RefSeq names its product consortin, connexin sorting protein (gene CNST). The record is from RefSeq and is a predicted model, not a curated record. Gene Ontology annotation, biological process: positive regulation of Golgi to plasma membrane protein transport. The transcript has 11 exons. NCBI's taxonomy places the organism in Eukaryota, Metazoa, Chordata, Mammalia, Chiroptera, Mormoopidae. Gene Ontology annotation, molecular function: connexin binding. Gene Ontology annotation, cellular component: trans-Golgi network; transport vesicle; plasma membrane. Bases 253 to 2415 code for a protein of 720 amino acids.
CUAUGCUCCACGGUCGCCGGCCUCCCAGGCGGGAGGGGUGCGCAGAGGGAGGCGGGACGAGAAGGCAGAGGUGUCUCCUUUACCCGAGCGGCGGGAGACCCGAGCAAGAUCUGUGACAGCUCGUCGGCCGCCAUGUCAGCGAGUAGGGCUGCAGAUAGCCCCAGCGCCCGGCGGUAGCCCUCCUUUCGCCUCCAGUUCCCAGACAUGGAAGGACUUUAAUGAAACUUAAAUGAUUCAACAAAAGAUGCUCUAAUGGAUGACAGUGAAACGCCUGCAUAUAAUCUCCAGAUAGAACCGCAAGAUGGGUGUCAUCCUGGGGACAGUGUGGAAGGUAUAGUAACGCGCUUGCCUUCUGCGUCAGACGAGAAUGAAAAUCAGCUUGACCGGGAAGGGCACGACCGUGUGACCGGUAGCGACAGCACGAUGGGCAAACCCGCAGCGUCCGAGCAGGACAGCCUCAACAACAAUGAAAGCUGCACACCGAGCGAGGUGGCGGCAAGUGAGGACUUGGAGAACAGUCCCUGUGAAGGCUCUAGAGACGGACAGGACUUCUUGGAAAAGGACAGAAAAAUACCUGGAAAGAGAAGUCCAAGGAGCAAAAGAGUCACUGCGAAAAAGAUAUCACCAGGACUUGCUUCAGGAGAUGCCACCCCUUUGAUGCAAGAAAACGUGCUAAGCACAGUCACGCACACUCUUGGUGAUGCAGAGUCUGCUGAAGUAAAUGCUAACAAUCCACCAGGAGCCCCAAAGCUGGCUUUGCAGUCCCUCUUCUCACUCAUACGAGGUGAAGUGGAGCAGUUGGACUCGAGGGCACUUCCCCUCUGCCUUCACCAGAUAGCAGAGUCCUAUUUCCAGGAGGAGGACUAUGAAAAAGCAAUGAAAUUCAUACAGCUCGAACGACUGUACCAUGAGCAAUUGCUCGCAAAUCUCUCUGCCAUUCAAGAACAGUGGGAAACAAAAUGGAAAACUGUACAACCACAUACAGUUAUGUCUCCAAGGAAUUCAGAAAAGGGAUUUAAUGGUGAAGACUUUGAACGGCUUACUAAAUUUUGCACGACGCAUCAAGAUCCUCUUUUAUCCAAACAUAAGACAGCAGUUGCAGACAAGUCCCUGAGAAGGAAGUGCAUGACGCAGUUAGCUGCUUCGGAAGGUCCAAAGGACAGUGGAGCCGCAGCCAAGGAGCCGGAGAGUGAAACUUGUCCUGGCAUGGAACCAAGUACAGAAAGCCAGCACGGAGGAGGGACCGGGGAGGGCAGCCCCCGCUGCCAUCAGAUGGCCUCGCCGGCAGAUCCCCCGGGCCUUCCUGUAACUGCGGGGAAGGACCACACAGCGGAGCCACUCAGCCGUGCGCAGGCCACUCUGGAGCUCCACGCCCAGCCCUCAGGGACAGCCAGCAGCCCGCCGGGGCCAUGCUCCUCGGAGAACGCUCAUGAGGAGGACAGAAGCUUGCCGCUGGCUCAAACAGACGCCUGCCAAGAUGUGGCCGAAAUAGAGGGCACCGCUGAAGACCCUAAGGUGGUACUUUCCAGAGAGCCAGGGACAGAGCCAUUGAUUUUACCGGACUCUGACCUUAUACCUCCUGCAUUGUGUUCUGAGGAUAAACAGUCACAGACUCAAAGAAAGGAACUCCAUCUGCCACUUGAAGAUGCCUCUGAGGCGUUGCCCUCCGACCAGCCCGAGCACAAUGAACUGAAUGAGCCGCGGCAACCCGAUCUCGCAGGCAGGGAUGGAAAACCACCGCAGGGACAGGCCAGCUCCCAGGGCUCCGAGGGCGCACUCUGUGGAGACAGCGAAGUGACUGACUUAAGUACGGGGCCUUCGGCGGUGUUUAUGGCCCCAGAGGGAAAGGGGGAGCAGGAGGACCAGAUCAAUAAAGAAACAGAGGACUAUUUGAACAGCCUUUUAGAGGGAUGCUUGCAAGAUACGGAAGAUUCUCUUCCAUACGAAGAGGAAGAUUCAGACCUCCUUCAGGAUUCCCCCGACGAAGCAUCUUACAGCCCCCAGGAGACCCUGCCUCCCGACGAGAGCUAUCUUUCGCUCGAUGACCUUGCAAAAAGGAUAGAGAUCGCAGAGGUUGCGCCCGCUGAAGGGCUGGUCUCGAUACUGAAGAAGAGGAGCGAUGCCGUGGGCGACCGUCCUGCCCCGAUGCAGCAGAAGCCGUCCAAGCGGAGAGUGCGGUUCCAGGAAAUAGACGACCACUUGGAUCAAGAUGAGGUUGGAGGCGGCUCCUGCAUCUUGCUGGUCUUGCUGUGCCUAGCAACGGUUUUCCUUAGCGUCGGAGGAACUGCAUUAUACUGUGCUUUUGGUGACAUGGAGUCACCCGUUUGUACAGACUUUGCAGACAACGUGGACUUCUAUUACACCAAGCUACUGCAGGGCGUGGCAGAACUGAAACACUGGGUCUACCUCUCCUAGCAGCGUGCAAGGCGGACACGCGCGCUGGCAGCGAGAAUCGAAGAGAGAGACUGUCUCGGCGGCUUUUAUUUUAGGAGUUGUGUCACGUGCGCCCCUCCCCCCAGUGAGGAACCGUGGACAUCAGAAACAGCGACUUGAGAUGGCGGUCCGGAGGGCCUCUUCGAGUCGCCUCUGUGGUGAGGCAGAGGUUGAGCUGAGAGCCCUGUGGACGGAGAGGUGGUCUUUGGAGAGCUGUCCCUCUCCUCCUCACUGCUUCCCAGAAUAAUGAGCUGCGCUGAGCAGAGUUAAACAGGGCAGUGUUGGAGCCACCCGUUUUUAGCUCUCUUUCCAAGCUAACGGCUAAAGGACACUCUUGGUUUACGUUGGUCCAAAGACAUUGCUUCCAGCCAUCGUGCAAUAAGUUGUGUAUGACCGAAAGAGUUACCUACGGUUUCGAUGUCUUUUUUCGUUAACCUUGGGAGCGAUGUAAUUUAGGCUCUUUCCAGAUGCUGUUCUCCAUUUGUGAGAUGGUUGUAUGUGCGUGUGUGCAUGCGUGUGUUUCCGAUCAUUUGCUUAUGAUUAACUGUCUCUACAGUUGAGACAGUUAAUCAUAAGCAAAUACCCAACACAAAAUAAUGAAAGUUAUCUUUAUUCUUUUAACUUGACUAUGGAUGUGCAGGCACAAAUCCUUAAAGAUGGUUGGUUUAACUGUGGAACAAAUGAGCUGUAGAAGUCUUGGCCCUGAAAUGAGACACUGUGACAGAUCUGCAACAAUUAACUAGAUUAACUAACCAGAAAUGAAUCACAGGCCUAGGGGUAAAGAGCUCCCUCUGAGUCUCAGGCGACCACUUUUAUCAUGGAUUUGAUGCUUCUUAAAGUAUGAUGGAUGCUGGACUCAACUCAGCAAACACUUAUUGAGCACCUAUUAUGUUCUGAGAAUCUAAGAACUAAAAUACAAAGAGAAAAUAUUAGUUCCUGCUUUAAUUCUGGCCUUAUGUUAAAAAAACACUUUGGCAAGUGAAAUUAAAUCACCAUAUAUAAUUCAGUAUUAACAGAUUGUGCAUUCAAGUGUUUGAAUGUGCAUUCUUAUCACGGGCUUGAUUUAGACCUAUUAUGGAGUCGGUGAAAAUUCAAUCAUGUCUUAAAUAAGCAAAUGUCUGAUUUUUGUUUAAAUCUGUCAUUUGGGUGGCAUUUCCUUUCCUAAGGCCUAACAUUUAGAAAGCUUUGGUUUGGCUUUCUAUCUCAUUGGCUGCAUUUUAAAAGAAACAAAACACAUGAAUUAUAGUUUUUUAGCAAGUGAUCAUUAUCUCAUGUUUUUCUGUUAGGGUCAUUUAAAAGAAAAAGGGGAAAUUUCUUUCUAGUUGUUACUGGCUGGUACAGUACCUCCCUUUGUGUUUCUGCUUAUUUAUUUAGAUUAUAUGAAUUUUAAAGGGCUUUUUCUAUAUGUCAAAAGUAUGUUGUUGAGCAUGCAUUCAGUUAUCCCAAUGUAGAUAUUUGAUUACUAUGUACUUAGCAUUUUGAUUUUCUAUUAAUUCAGGUCCUCCUGGUUUUAGGCUUAUUUUUAAAUUGUUUUAUUUUCACUUACAAUACUAUUUGAUUUGUCUCAUGUCACCAUAAACUGUAAUAUUUUCCAGGAUUAUAGAUCAAAGAUAUUUAUUUAGGAGUGUACAAGAUACUGAAAUUUAGAUUCCUCAUACCUAAGGCUGAUUUUAUUAGAAGAUUAUUUUAAUGUUCUAUUAUAAAUUUUAAGAAUUUGUAUUCAAAGUGUAUGUAAAAUAUGUAAAUGUCAACAGCCCUGCUGGCUGUGGGUCUAUAAAAGACAUUCACAAAGUCCCCUGCAAGGGACGUCCCUGUCACAGGCAAACCUCUUCUGUUUGCCCCUCUUGAUUUCUAGUCAGGGGAAUUUGGUGAGUCUGAUUCCUGCCACUUCUAUGUCAAGAUAAAUCAAAACUUCCCUCUUGUUCUCCCCACGUUAGGUCGCUGUCAAAGCGCUAAGUAAACGGCAGUGUUUAUGUGCCCAGAGGCACCAGAACCACUGCUUCUCACACUGAAGGUUUCCCUCGACACUGAGCGGAAAGGAUGGAGGGAAUCCCUUGGUCCUCGGGGCCCAGCCGAGUCUCAGAGGAACCAUGUGUGUCGUCACUGCUUCCCAGGGAGGGCGAGGGGAGUUCAGGAGCGCACCGCUGUCUCGACUUAAAAUGGCAUGAAAACCCCAACUAGACAAAUUAGGUCAACAUUUACUAAAUGUAAUAGUCAUUUAUUGCAUGAAUUGGAGCAGUUCCAUCUGGUGAUGAAAGAAUUGUUAUCUCACACAUUAAAAAUUCAUCCAGCUUUACUAUAAUGUAAUUUUUUUUCUGCCAUGUGAAAGUUCAGACAACUGUUGGAAACUAAUCUUCCUUAAGAACUGUGUUGGAGGGUACAGGCCAAACUUGUAAUUUAAGAUCAACACCAACAAAGUGUCUCAGAGAACUUAUCUGAAUCCUUGGGUGUUGACAAAAACUACUUUAUAUAAGUGAAAGUAAAAUACCUUUGGAAGUUGAUCUGGCCCCACGAGUAGACAGCCAUCUUUUUUGGGAGGUCAAAUAGGUCCCUGGUAAAGGCUCCCCUGCUUCUGAAACACCCACCCUGUCUGCCUGACGUAAUAACUGGAAUUUGCUCUAAAAAUUUGUUUCUUUAGGUAUAAAAAUCAGAAUCGCCUAGGAGGAGUACUUAAUGGUAAAAGGCACCAUUAGUGGUGGAUUUGUGUGUUAUGCUGAGAGGACUUGACAUUUGAAGGCAGGCCUUAGCUUGGAAGGGCAGGCAUAAAUUGGUCCUCCUGGAGGCUGGGAGGCGGGCGCAACCGAUGCUGGACAGCGAACUGCGCAGCCCGCUGGGAGUAAAACAGAUUUAGGCCUUUACCUCACAUAACACAUAAACGUUAACUUGGAAAAAUGAAUCUAAAUGUAAAACUGAAACUUCUAAAAGAAAGCAGGAGAAAAUGUUUGCAACCUAUGGGUAAGCAAAGAUUUCUUAUAGAACAAAAUGCACCCAUCAUAAAAGAAAUUGAUUAACUGGACUUUAGGAACUUGUGUUCUUUGAGAAACAGGUUAAGAAAAUUAAUAAGCAAGCUGAAGAUUGGAAGAAAUAUUCAUAUAAUAUACUUAUGUACACAUACACCCACGUAUAUAUGUGAUUCUCCUUGGCUUAUGGUGGGUUUACAUUGCAAGAAACCCAUCGUAUGUUGAAAAUAUAAGUUGGAACUGCAUCUGCCACUACUCGGGAGCAUCAGCUGUUCACCCUCUUGCCUGGGUGGCUGAGUAGCAGCUACAGCUGCUGCCGCUGCUGCCCAGCAUCACGAAGGGUCGCUAUGCACCGAGCACCACAGGGUAUGUCGCUAGCCCCCAAAAAGAUCAAAUCCAAAAUCCGAAGUACAGUUUCUCCUGAACGUGUAUCACUUUCACACCAUUAUAAAGUCAAGAAAAUCGUAUGCCGAGCUGUCGUUAAGUCGGGGACCAUCUAUCUCUAUAUAAUACCAAAGAAUGACAGGAAAGCUACCAAAGUUAAUACGUGAAGCCAGCAAAGUCGUAAGGCACGAGAGCAACACACAAAAGUCGGCUGUGUUUCUAAACAGCAACUAACAGGCUGGGAAGGAAAUUAAGAACGCAAUUCCGUUCAUAAUAGUAUCUGAAAGAAUGAAAUACUUAGGAAUAAAUUUAACAAAGGUGAAGACUGGUACACUGAACAGCAACUACAAAACAUUGCUGAAAGAAACUAAAGAAUAUCUGAAUAAAUGGAAAACUAUCCUGUGUUCAUGGAUAGGAAGACAAUAUAGGGUUGGGGCAAAAGUCAGUUUACAGUUGUGAAUAUGCAAAAUAGUUUAUUCUUGUAUUAGUAUUAAUCAUUGUAUUUUUCCAUUAGAACUGUAAAUGUACUUUUGCCCCACCUUUUUUUGUUAAAAUGUCAGUACUCCCAAAGAGAUCUAUAGAUUCAAGCAGACCCUACCAAAAUUCCAGUAGCCUUUUUUUUUUCUUUUUGCAGAAGUGGAAAAACUGAUCAUCAAAUUUAUGUAGUAUUGCAAGGGGACCUAAGUAGCCAAAACAGUCUUGAAAAAAGACAGAAUUGGAGGACUCACAUUUCUCAAUUUCAAAACUUUCUACAAAGCUGUUGUAGUCAAAACUGUGUUACUAGCAUAGAGGCAGACAUACAGACUAACCAAUGAUACAGAGUUCAGAGUCCACAAUUAAGCCCACAUGUCUUUGGCUGUUUGAUUUUUGAUGAGGGUGCCAGGUAUAUUCAAUGGAGAAAGAAUACUCUCAAACAAACUGUAUUUGGACAACUGGAUGUCCACAUGCAAAAAAAUGGCAUUAGACCCCUAACCUUAUACAAAGUUAAUGCAAAAUGGGUUGACAACCUAACUAUUAACUAAGUCCAUAAAGUUCUUAAAAGAAAACAUAAGGGUAAAUCUUCAAGACAACGGAUUUGGCAAUGGAUUCUUAAAUAGGACACCAGAAACACAAGCAGCAAAAGAAAAAAAUUAGACUUUAUCAAAACUUUAAAAAAUUUAUGGAUCAAAGGAAAUUAUCAAGAAAAUAAAAAGACAACAGAAUGGGAGAAAAUAUUUGGAAAUUAAACAUUUGAUAAGGGAUUCAUUCAUAUCCAGAAUAUACAAAAAAAAUUCUAGAACUCAACAAAAAGAAAACAAACCAAUGUAAAAAUGCACAAAGGACUUGGGUACACAUUUCUCUAAAGAAGAUAUGUAAAGUUUUGAAAAUAAAGUAUGGUGGUAUUGGUUACACAACACUGUGAAUGUACUUAAUACCACUAAAUUAUACACUUAACAGUGGUUGCCCUGACCAGUGUGGCUCAGUGGGUUGGGCAUCGUCCCACAAAGCAAAAGGUUGCAAGUUCGAUUUCGAGCCAGGGCACAUGACUGGGUUGCAGGUUCAGUCCCCAGAAGAGGUGCAUACAAGAGGCAGCAGAUAGAUGUUUCCCUCUCACAUUGAUGUUUUUCUCCCUCUCUUCCUCCCUCCCUUCUCUCUAAAAAUAAAAUAUUUUUUUAAUGGCUACUUUCAUGUUACACAUAUUUUACCGCAUACGUGUGCACAUACACAAAAAAAACACUCCACCAAGUGUUGGUGAGGAUAUGAAACAACCAAUUUCCCACACACAAGUAGUGAGAAUAUGAAAUAAUACCACCACUCUGGCAAACAGCUUGGCAGUUUCUCACAAAUUUAAGUAUGCAUCUACUGCAUGACCCAGGAAUUCCACUCCUUGCUUUAUCCAUAAUAGUCAAAAAAUGGAAACACCCCACUCCCCCAUUAUUACAAUAGGCACCUAUUCAGCAAUAAAAAAGAACAAACUAUGGAUGCAUAAAUGACAUGAAUUAAUCUCAAAAUAAUCAUUCUGGGUGAAAGAAACCAGAAACAAAAGAAUACCUAUUGUGUGUUUCCAUUUACAUAAAAUGUUAGAAAAUGCAAAAUUAUUUAUAGUGACAAAGAGAUCAGCGGUUCCCUGAGGGACAAAGGAUAGUGGGAGGUCCGUCGUGGGCAACUUUGGGGAUUGACAGAAAUGGAUCUUGAUGGCAGUUGUAAUUUCACGGGUACAUACAUUUUCAAAAU